Trifolium pratense (red clover) is the source of this 1718-nucleotide messenger RNA. RefSeq names its product flavonol 3-O-glucosyltransferase UGT89B1. Lineage: Eukaryota; Viridiplantae; Streptophyta; Magnoliopsida; Fabales; Fabaceae. The record is from RefSeq and is a predicted model, not a curated record. The transcript has a single exon. The coding region runs from base 47 to 1612 and encodes 521 amino acids. Gene Ontology annotation, molecular function: UDP-glycosyltransferase activity.
AGAAUCUUUGACUUGAACAUUCUUAAAUGUCAAACGAUGAGUACACAUGAACUGUAUCCAGAAAAACAAGAGAUAUGUGAAGCAGAGGAUAAACCCACCUACUCCAUUUUUCAUUGAAAUCCUUUUUAUUAUUAUUACUACCACAAUUUCAUUUCAUUUCAUCUUCCAAAUUCCCCAACCCACCACCAUGACAGUUGAAACGAGCAACACGCCGCCACAUAUCCUGAUCAUUCCAUUCCCAGCUCAAGGUCACAUGAUACCCCUCCUUGAUCUAACCCACAAACUCGCCACCACUAACAAAAACAUCACCAUCACCAUUCUCACAACCCCAAAAAACCAAACAUUCUUAACCCCUCUUCUCAACUCUCACCCUUCAAUAAUCCACCCCUUAAUUCUCCCUUUCCCUUCUCACCCAUUAAUCCCACCUGGAAUUGAAAACGCCAAAGAUUUACCAAACUCAGUUCGUAACAUCAUGCUUUCUCUCUCAAAUCUCCACCACCCAGUUCUAGAAUGGUUUCAUUCACAUCCUUCACCUCCUAACUACAUCAUCUCCGACAUGUUUUGUGGUUGGACACAAAACCUUGCUUCUGAACUCAACAUUCGUAGACUCGUUUUUUCUCCUUCAGGUGCUUUUGCUUUCUCCACUAUGUGUUUCCUCUGGAAGAAUCUUCCAAUACGAGAAAACCCUGUCGAUGAAAACGAGGUUGUUUUGUAUCAUGAUAUUCCGAAUUCCCCAAAAUACCCUUGGUGGCAAGUUUCUCCUUUGUUUCGUAGCUAUGUUUCCGGUGACACUGAUUCGGAGAAACUCAGAGAUUUGUUUCUUUGUAAUAGUCAAAGCUGGGGACUUAUUGUUAACACUUUUGAUGAAUUUGAAAAGCCUUAUCUUGAUUAUUUGAAAACUGAACUGGGUCAUGAUCGUGUGUGGGCGGUUGGAUCGUUACUCCCUGUGGAUGAUUCUUCUACAAUGGCUUUGCAGAGAGGUGGUUCUAGUUCUGUUUCAGUAAACGAUGUCGUUUCAUGGCUUGAUCAAAGACAAUAUAAAACAGUGGUUUAUGUGUGUUUUGGGAGUCUAACUAUUCUUACAAAGGAUCAAACGGACGCUAUUGCAUCUGGGUUGUUCAAAAGUGGGGUGCACUUUAUUUGGUCGAUAAAGGAGGGUGUGAAGACAAAAAACGAAAAUGAGGAGGAUUUGGAUUUUGAAAAUGCUGUUUGUGGUAGAGGUCUUGUGAUUAGAGGAUGGGUCCCACAAGUGUUGAUAUUGAGGCAUAAGGCUGUGGGUGCAUUUUUGACUCAUUGUGGAUGGAACUCGGUGUUGGAAUCGGUGGUGGCUGGAGUGCCGUGUCUUGCGUGGCCAAUGACCGCAGAUCAAUUUGUGGAUGCUACAUUGCUUGUGGAUGAAUUGAAAGUGGCUAAGAAAGUUUGUGAGGGUGGACAAAGUGUUCCGGACUCGGAUGAGUUGGCUAGAGUUUUGGCCGAGUCUGUUGGAGGGAAUGGAGAGGAAAUGAGUAGGGCGUUGAAAUUGAAGCAAGCGGCGGUUGAUGCUGUUAGAGAAGGUGGAAGUUCUGAUAAGGAUUUGCGAUGUUUGAUUGAUCAACUUGUUUUAUCAUUGUAGAUCAAACAUUUGAUUUUUCGAUUUGAAAGGGGUAUAUGAUUGAACAUUGAAGUAAUCUUUUUGAUAUUUUGCCAAACCAAAAUUGAGUAAACAAUAUGUUUUGUAA